This is a messenger RNA of Toxotes jaculatrix (banded archerfish), 3075 nucleotides long. RefSeq names its product protein crumbs homolog 1-like. Lineage: Eukaryota; Metazoa; Chordata; Actinopteri; Toxotidae. The transcript is spliced from 8 exons. Gene Ontology annotation, molecular function: calcium ion binding; Notch binding. The coding region runs from base 1 to 3075 and encodes 1024 amino acids. The record is from RefSeq and is a predicted model, not a curated record. Gene Ontology annotation, biological process: Notch signaling pathway.
AUGUUCAGAUACAACGUGCAUGUGUGGAUGUUAUGGUUGCUUUAUGCAGGCACUUUGUCCGGAGAGGACAUCUAUGGAUGUGAACAGCAGCCAUGCCAAAAUGGUGGUGUAUGUGAGAGCCACAAUGGGGGAUUCAGAUGCCUUUGCUCCCAGCAGAGCCAAAAUGGGCGGCUAUAUGGGGGAGAGACUUGCACAGUUGCACUUUCAGGCUGUGAUGACAACCAGUGUGAGAAUGGAGGAAUAUGCUCUCCUUUACUUGUAAAUGAUCAGCACACUUACACAUGCAUCUGCCUUGCUGGCUUCACAAGCUCAAAAUGUGAGACCCCCACAGUCUUCUCGUUUGAGUCCAGAGGCUACAUGUACAUAGAGACACAGCUUCUAGACCCAGAGGCUCCUCUUCAUGUCACAUUCAGCUUCAAGACAGGAAGGGCAGUCGGUACCCUCUUGCAGCGCAGAGUGGACGACUUGCUCCUCAGCAUCGAGCUCAUGGAAGGGCAUCUCUGCCUCCGCAGCCUGAGAGGUCAAGGCUCCAGCACUCUGGUUCAAGAGCUCCCAGAGUACCUGUCCAACAAUAAGUGGCACACAGUGGAAGCAUCAUUAGGCGGCGUGGUCAGUCUCAUCAGGCUGCUCUGCACGGAAGGAAGCUGCACCAGAGACUCCAGCAGCGAAGUCCAGUUGCUUGAGCAAGCCUCUGCUCUCCCUGACCCAGGAUUGGUUCGUCAAAGCCUCUUUCUAGGAGCAGUUGGGGGCAGCUGGGGUUUGGGCAGAGCAGUGGAUGAAGCAGACUACCUGCCUGCUUUUCUAGGCUGCUUCAGAGAUGUGUUUGUGGACUCACGUCUGGUGUUGCCUGCUAUAGUGCCAGAAGAUUCAGACACCCAGGUAAAUGUCACUGUGGGAUGCAGUGACAAAGACAAGUGUGACAGCAGCCCAUGUCAGAACCGCGGGCGCUGUGUGAGCCAAGGCUGGAGGAGCUACAUGUGUGAGUGCCACAGACCAUAUGAAGGAAACAACUGUGCAGAAGAGUAUAUCACUGCAAGGUUUGGAAACCAAGACCUGGAGAGUUAUGCUGUCUUCUCGUUAGACGAUGACCCAGGUGAUAGUGUGACUAUAUCCAUGUUCAUCCGCACCAGACAGUCAAGUGGCCUGCUCCUCAUCCUGGCCAACAGCACCAGCCAGUACCUCCGCCUGUGGCUGGAGGAGGGCAGGGUCAAAGUUCAGGUCAACAACUUUGAGACACUUGUUGGUCAGAGUGCUGUCAGUGAUGGCCAUUUCCAUCUGGUGACUGUGAAGCUGGAAGGAAUGGCAGCCAGCUUAUUUCAGUCAGCCCAAGACCAAGGCUCCAUAUCCAUCAGGCACAUCCAAGCCCAUCCCGGGGAUCUGGUUUUCAUUGGAGGGCUGCCAGACUCAAGGGCCUCUGCUUCGUUUGGUGGCUACUUUAAGGGUUGUAUCCAAGAUCUGAGGAUUAACAAUAAACGAUUGCAGUUCUAUCCCAUAGCAACUCCGGUGGAAUCUUACAACCUGGAGAAACUCAUCAAUGUUGCGCAAGGAUGCAGCAGUGACAAUGCCUGUGCUGUCAACCCCUGUCUCAACGGUGGAGUGUGUUACUCCAUGUGGGAUGACUUCAUCUGCAACUGCCCCCCCAACACUGCAGGGCAGCGCUGCGAAGAGGUUAAAUGGUGUGAGCUGUCUCCCUGCCCCGCCAGUACCAUUUGUCAGCCCCGCUUUCAGGGCUUUGACUGUUUGUCUAAUGUGACAUUUCGGGCUGAAAGCAGCAUUUUGCACUACCGGAGCAAUGGAAAGAUCAGACGCAGGCUCACCAGUGUGUCCCUCAGCUUCCGCACAAGACAGUCCACUACCACCUUACUGCAUGGACAAAAGGACUCAGACUACCUCACUGUCUCCCUGCAGGACUCUCAUUUGGUCAUGGAGAUCCAGGUUGGGGAUGACAAGGAUUUCCCCAAGGUGACAGUUCAAAGUCAGUGUCCAGUCAGUGAUGGAGAGUGGCACACUGUGGAGCUCAUCAUGGAGAGAAAGACGCUUCUGACCUCUAGGUGGAUCAUGGCUGUGGAUGGAAGCCAGAAGGAAAUAAGCAUCUCCAAAACAGCUGCGGGGGACUUGGAUUUUCUUAGGGAGGGAGCAGACAUUUUCUUGGGGGGACUGAGCAUGGUUGCUGGGGUGAAAAUGUCUGGCUGUCUGGGUUCUGUGGAGAUCGGGGGCCUUCUGCUUCCUUUCCACCUGGACACAGAGUUGAACCUCCCCAGACCUCAGGAGGAGCAGUUUAUGAGGACAAAUGGCAACGAUGCCCUGCAAUACGGCUGCUGGGGGUCCAGUGUGUGUGAACCCAACCCUUGUCAGAACCAGGGUGUGUGUCAGGACCUGUUUGACCUGCAUCACUGCACAUGUCUCUCCGGAUGGACAGGACCGCUGUGUCAAGACCCAACAGACGCCUGUGUCUCCAGCCCCUGCAUCUAUGGCAACUGCAUCAACCUACUUUGGGGAUUCAAGUGUGAGUGUGAGCUGGGGUACAGUGGUGAACAGUGUGAGGUUGAGAUCGAUAUGUGCGAAAACAGCAACUGUAGCAACGGUGCCACGUGCCUCAAAGGCUUCCAGAGCUACUCAUGCCUUUGCCCUCAAAAUCUGACAGGCCAGUACUGCGAUGACAGAAUUCCUGAAAUCUCAUGGUACAUUGAGGCAAACCCACUUCCUCAGUUACCUGUAUCGACAUGCAUGGGUACAAGAUGGAAAUACAGCUGCUUUAACGGAGGGAACUGCUCUGAAGCAGACAACACCUGUUACUGCCUGCCGGGUUUCACAGGGCAGUGGUGUGAGAAGGAUGUGGAUGAAUGUGCCUCGGACCCGUGUAUGAACGGAGGCUUCUGUGUCAACUACGUGAACAGUUUUGAGUGUGUGUGUGAUAUGAAUUACUCGGGGAUACACUGCCAAAUAGACAUCAGUGACUUCUACUUGUACCUCUUCUUGGGCCUGUGGCAGAACCUCUUCCAGCUGGUGUCGUAUCUUGUGAUACGGCUCGACGAUGAGCCAGAAAUUGAGUGGGGCUUCCAUGUCAAUGAUUAA